Messenger RNA from Helianthus annuus (common sunflower), 2883 nucleotides. RefSeq names its product signal recognition particle receptor subunit alpha homolog. The transcript is spliced from 10 exons. The coding region runs from base 814 to 2670 and encodes 618 amino acids. Gene Ontology annotation, biological process: SRP-dependent cotranslational protein targeting to membrane. Gene Ontology annotation, molecular function: GTP binding; ATP hydrolysis activity; GTPase activity. Gene Ontology annotation, cellular component: signal recognition particle receptor complex; endoplasmic reticulum membrane. The record is from RefSeq and is a predicted model, not a curated record. Lineage: Eukaryota; Viridiplantae; Streptophyta; Magnoliopsida; Asterales; Asteraceae.
CCUCUCUCUCUCCCUCUCCAAUUCCGGCGAAAGUCCGGCUACUCACGGUCGAACAGGGUUUUCCGGCCGUUUUUCACGGUGACUUGAAGACUGUUCACGAAAACAAACCCGGAUAACCACCUCUGCUGCUGUCGCGCCGCCGUGGCUCCGGCGGCCAACCCCGUCGUCGACCAUCACCAUCUCCAAACCACCGGUAAGAAAUUCUUCCUCAUCAAUCCUUCUUCUCACAUACUCUGCAGCUCCCACCACCACUUGCACUCCGUCCACAUGUUGGGUUUAGUAAAAUGGUUUAGUAAAAUGGCGGGGAAAGCAAUGGGGCAACCAACCAAGAUCCAAUCAUCAUCAUCAUCAUCAACCACCAAACCGACACAGUAAAAUCCAAACCCACCCUCGCGCCAUUUGUCGGUGCACAUUUCUAUUUCAGCAUCUUUCUUCCCUGCAACUCACUCACACAACCACCGAACACCUUCAAAAUCUCUCUCUCAUUCACCACAUUAUCUUCAACCCUCUCCAGAUCUUCAGAUCCAUACAUCUUCAUCCACCAAUUCACUUCAGAUCUGAGAGAAUUUAGGGCAAAAUGGGCGAGGAGAAGAAAUCUGGAGGAUGUAUGGGCUGGUUUAUCGUCUUAAUUGUAGUAGGAGCAAUCGCCUUAGCCUUAGGGUUUACAUUGAGGAACAAGUUUCAUCAAGAUGACGACGGUGAUUCUCCGGUUCCCGGGCCUCCGGGACCCGUUGCGCAGAAGUAUGGUGAUGCUUUGAAGAUUGCUCUGCAGUUUUUUUGACAUCCAAAAAUGGUAUAUAAGUAGGGUAACAAAUGUUGGAGCAGUUAUUAAUUUUUACUCGAGGGGGGUUAAUCCUCUGGACAUGCCAAGAGCUCGGAAACGCUCUGAGGGGAUCACCAAUCGACACCUUGAUCCGGUCUUGCCUUUUGGAGGAACGAUCCGGUGCAGCAUCAUACACCUAUGACGUACCUGGCGCAUCAUACACUCUCAAAUGGACAUUCCACAACGAGCUGGGCCUAGUAUUUGUUGCAGUGUAUCAAAAGAUCCUCCAUCUUUUAUACGUGGACGAGCUGCUUGGUAUGGUGAAGCGGGGGUUUUCGGAAAUCUAUGAUCCUAAACGGACGGUGUACAAUGAUUUCGAUGAGACGUUUAGGCAGCUCAGAAAGGAGGCCGAGGCUCGGGCCGAGGAGAUGAAGAAGUCAAAGCAUGUGAUGGCGAAACCGGUUAGUAGUCGUGUUCAGUUGCAAAAAUCCGGGUUUGAUGGCGGUAAUAAAAAAAAGAGCGGUGUCGGAGAAUCACGAAAAGAUGGUGCGGAUGAUGAUAAUGUAAAAAAGGCUAUUUUGGAAAACGUGCAUUCGAACGGGGAAGUAGCUAGUAGGGGUAGGGUUAGCGGAAAAGAAAACGGUUAUACCAACGCGAAUAAUGGGGCUUUUGAUGUAAAUAAGCUACACAAGCUCCGAUCGAAAGGUGGGAAGAAAGUGAAUCCUGUUGUUGUUAACAAGGUUUCGAAAGAGGAACCGAAGAAAAAACCGGCGAAAAAGAACAGAGUUUGGGAUGACUCACCCUCGAAAACCAAAUUGGAUUUCACCGAUCCGGUGAGUGAGAACGGUGAUGAUCAAAUGGCUGUUGCACAAGUUGUAGAAGGAGAGAGUAUGAUGGACAAAGAUGAGAUUGUUAGUAGUGAUAGUGAAACCGAAGAGGAUGAUGAAGCGGAGACGGAUAAGACAGUAGAUUCAAAGAAGAAAGGGUGGUUUACGUCGAUGUUCCAGAGCAUUGCUGGGAAGGCAAAUUUGGAGAAGGCGGAUCUAGAACCAGCUUUGAAGGCUCUAAAAGACCGACUUAUGACUAAGAAUGUGGCUGAAGAAAUUGCUGAGAAACUGUGCGAGUCUAUAGCAGUCAGCCUCGAGGGCAAAAAGCUUGCUUCGUUUACUAGGAUAUCAUCAACGGUGCAGGCUGCAAUGGAAGAUGCUCUUGUUCGUAUAUUAACUCCGAGGCGCUCGAUUGACAUUAUGAGGGAUGUUCAUGUUGCCAAGGAACAACAUAAACCGUACGUUGUGGUUUUUGUCGGAGUUAAUGGAGUAGGAAAGUCUACUAAUCUUGCUAAGGUGGCAUACUGGCUUCAGCAGCAUGAUGUUAAUGUCAUGAUGGCUGCAUGUGACACAUUCCGUUCAGGAGCAGUUGAGCAGCUGCGUACUCAUGCUCGUAGGCUCCAGAUCCCUAUAUUUGAAAAGGGUUACGAGAAAGAUCCUGCACUCGUUGCUAAGGAGGCAAUUCAGGAGGCUACCCGCAACGGGUCAGACGUUGUUCUUGUUGACACAGCUGGUCGGAUGCAGGACAAUGAACCGUUGAUGCGUGCACUAUCUAAGCUUAUAUACGUCAACAGUCCGGACCUCGUACUUUUUGUCGGUGAGGCGUUGGUCGGUAAUGAUGCUGUUGAUCAACUAUCAAAGUUCAAUCAGAAACUAGCUGACCUUUCACCCUCACCGAGCCCGAGGUUGAUUGAUGGAAUUUUGCUAACCAAGUUUGAUACCAUCGAUGAUAAGGUUGGAGCUGCACUUUCAAUGGUUUACAUAUCAGGAGCACCGGUGAUGUUUAUCGGGUGUGGACAGUCAUAUACCGACCUGAAGAAGCUGAACGUGAAGUCCAUUGUGAAGACGCUGCUUAAAUGAUUGUGCACAUUCUGAGCCACUCGGUUAGUCAGUUGUGUUGUGAUUUGUUUUCUGGAUCUGUAUCUGUCUGUCGGGUUUCACAUCUGCUUGGUUUAGCAGAGUUUCUGUGUGGUAAACAUCUUUGAGACUUAUGCUUCUUGUACCGUGUUUAAACGUCUUGUGUUUUAGUCGGUAAUCAACUUCCCGUUGGUAAUAUCUACUUUUAUUCUUUAA